Molecule: messenger RNA, 1681 nt
Organism: Boleophthalmus pectinirostris (great blue-spotted mudskipper)
Lineage: Eukaryota; Metazoa; Chordata; Actinopteri; Gobiiformes; Gobiidae
Product: alcohol dehydrogenase 1-like
Exons: 11
Coding region: 127-1359 (410 amino acids)
Biological process (GO): formaldehyde catabolic process
Cellular component (GO): cytosol
Molecular function (GO): zinc ion binding; S-(hydroxymethyl)glutathione dehydrogenase [NAD(P)+] activity
Source: RefSeq, a predicted model, not a curated record
CUUUUGGGACCUGGACAGAAGAUAAAAGGAUGGAUCAGCAGCUUUCAAUUAAAGUACCACAGGAUUAAAAGCAGUAAAAGUCAUUUGUGGAGCAUGUCCAAGUGAACACCUACCCCCUUGAGCUGCAUGUAUUUAAGAGUCUGUGUGCCUGAUCCAGCUCCCUGUUUAACGCUGGAUUUGAGCUGCACUAUCUUCAACUUUAUCCACAAACAAUUUGGAAUCAACAUGGACACAGCUGGAAAGGUCAUAAAAUGUAAGGCAGCUGUCGCCUGGGAGCCCAACACACCUUUGGUCAUGGAAGAAAUUGAGGUGGCUCCACCACAGGCCAAUGAGGUUCGUGUUAAGAUUGUGGCCACUGCAGUGUGCCACUCAGACCUGUACCACCUGUAUGAAGGAAUGCACAAAGAUGGCUUCCCUGUGGUGCUUGGACAUGAGGCCGCUGGAAUAGUGGAGAGUGUGGGAUCUGGAGUCACUGAAUUCAAACCUGGUGACAAGGUGAUCCCCCUGUUCCUCGCACAGUGCCGCAAUUGUUUGUUCUGCAAGAGUCCAAAGACAAAUCACUGCGUUAAAAGCUGGAGUGAAGUCCGCCAAGAUACUAUGACUGCUUCAGACUCGAGGCUCAGCUGUAAAGGGAAAAAAGUCCUGCAGUUUUUAGGUGUUAGUACUUUUUCAGAGUACUCUGUGAUCAAGGAAAUUAAUUUGGCCAAGAUACACCCUGACGCUCCCCUGGAAAAAGUGUGUCUCAUUGGCUGUGGGAUUAGCACUGGAUACGGAUCAGCUGUGAACAUAGCUAAGGUGGAGGAGGGCUCCACUUGUGCUGUGUUUGGUCUGGGAGCUGUGGGUCUCGCUGCAGUUAUGGGCUGUAAGGCGGCAGGAGCCAAGAGGAUUUUUGCUGUGGACACAAACCCUGAGAAGUUUGAGAAAGCCAAGAUUAUUGGAGCCACUGACUUUGUGAACCCCAAAGACCACAGCAAACCCAUCCACGAGGUUCUGCAGGAGAUGACAGAUGGAGGAGUGGACUUCUCCCUGGAGUGUGUGGGGAGUGGAUCAGUCGUGGAAAGUGCUCUUCACUCCACAGUUCCAGCUUGGGGGGUGAGUGUGAUUGUGGGCUAUAAUCUGAUUCAGACGUUCACAGCUCGACCUGGUGACCUUAUUACUGGGCGCACAUGGAAGGGGGCGCUAUUUGGAGGAUUUAAGAGUAAGGAUGGGGCGGUGGAGAUGGUCAAACGCUACAUGGAAAAGAAGCUGAUGCUGGAUGAGUUUAUUACACACAACAUGGACCUGAAUAAUGUCAUGGAAGCUGUUGAACUCAUGAAGAAGUCAAAAUGCAUCCGAGUCGUCAUGAAGCCCUCUCCAUAGUAGAUGCAUACUGAAUCCUGUUUAAAACAUUUAAAACACCUUAACUAGACCCACAGCCACAUUUCCAGGGGAAAAGUAAAACCAUAGCUGAUAAUUAUCCUAGUUUGCCGUACAGAAUGCUGUGUUAAGUUGCUAAAAAGUUGAUUGUUUCUCCUUUAAGUAAACCAUCUGCAAAUUUGCUCUUCCUUCCAGUAUUUACCAUGAAAUUCUGAUGUGCAUUAGUAUGGGUAAAUCUGGUUUAAGAAGAAUGAGGGCUAAUGUUUGCUGUGCACAGUUGAAAUGAGUUCCUCCCUUUUCCAUGAACUGAAAUAAAAAUAUUUUU